AUGUCUGGUCGUUUUGUUACACUACCUAAUGGAAUUAAAUGCAACUGUCGUACAAGAAAAUGUUUACCUGCAAACCAUAGUUUAACUGCCGAGGAUAUAAAAAAGGACACACAAAAUAUUCUUAACACUUCUGGAAUAUGUGCUAUGAAGACAGAGGAUUGUACUGAGCUUCGAAAAUAUAUACGACCCUCUGGUGUAUACACGAUAUAUCCCGACAAAUAUGGGGUCAAAGCAUAUUGCGAUAUGACAACCGACGGUGGAGGUUGGACUAUAAUCCAGAGAAGAUUAGAUGGAUCUGUUAAUUUCCAGAGAAAUUGGAAAGAUUACGAAAACGGAUUUGGAAAUGUUAAUGGCGAAUACUGGCUCGGAAACAAACACAUUCACAGUAUGACAUCUAGUGGUAAAUAUGAACUGAGAAUAGACCUAACAGACCUGUCCAAUACAAAGAAGUAUGCUGUGUAUAAAACGUUUGUAGUUGGUGAUGCAGCGUCAAAGUACAAACUGACUAUUGGGGAUUAUAGUGGAGAUGCAGGUGAUAACAUGGCUUAUCAUAAUGGGAUGAAGUUCUCAACCAAUGACCAGGAUAAUGACCAAAAUAGUGGUAAAUGUGUAGACUCUGAGGGUCCAUGGUGGCAUAAAAAUUGUAAUUACAGUGGUCUCAACAAGGCAUUCAAAAGCAACAUGUACUGGUAUUCUGUCAGUAGCAACUCAGCCAAAACUUCAGUGAUGAUGAUAAGAAAACUAAAGUAG
This is a messenger RNA of Mytilus trossulus (common blue mussel), 750 nucleotides long. RefSeq names its product fibrinogen-like protein A. The record is from RefSeq and is a predicted model, not a curated record. The coding region runs from base 1 to 750 and encodes 249 amino acids. The transcript has 6 exons. Lineage: Eukaryota; Metazoa; Mollusca; Bivalvia; Mytilida; Mytilidae.